AUGCCAGAGCCGGCUGCCCAGAUGGGCAGGCCACUUCCGGUACUGUUCAUCAGCACCCUCAUCCCCAUCGCCCUCACUCUCAUUGUUCAUCCCCUCAUUCCCGUAUUCGGCCUCUCAGAGUACUUUCCCUUGCCUCCGCAGCCGACCUUCCCCGCCCUCCAGGCCAACGUCGGCUUCGCGCUCCUCGCACUCGUCGGGACACUCUUGAUCGUUCCAAAAGUUGGUCCAGCAUUCAUCGAGAAGGGUAUCAGGGGACGCGACCUGCUCAAGCCGGGUGGACGGACAUCUGGGCCAUGGAUUCCAGAGUGCCUCGGGUUACCUUGCGCGUCCUUGUACCUCCUGCUGAUGAUGCUCUUUAUCCCCUUUCCCUUCUCGCACAUCUUCCAGGUCGCUGGCAAUAACGGUGUCGGUCGCGAAAAGUUCCCUAUUCGCGAGCUCACAUUUUACCUGACGUCGCUGCUGUCGCUCUUCACCGCGACUAUGCUUGGGUUCAUCGACGACCUGUUCGACAUCCGCUGGCGACACAAGCUUCCAAUCCCUCUGAUUGCUGCGGUUCCAACGCUCUUAGUCUACUACGCGACAGGAGGGUGGACGUGGGUCGUCCUGCCCGAGAGCGUCGGCAAGCUGCUGUGCUCACUCGGAUUGCCUGGAUGGACCGGAGCUCCAGUGGUCAACCUGCAUGUCUUCUACUAUGUCUACCUCGUCCUUCUCCCGACCUUCACAACAAACUCUAUCAACAUCCUCGCUGGAAUCAAUGGCGUGGAAGUCAUCCAGCCGCUGAUCAUCGCAAUGUCUGUCACUCUUAACGACCUGUUCUUCCUGCCCAUCUGGCCAGAAUGGCUCCUCGCGUUACUAGGCGUCGAGAACCCAGCCUCUGGACGUAUGCUACCAUGGGCUGUCGGGCAGGUCGUCACACGUCAUCUGAUGAGCCUCUACUUCAUGAUCCCGCUCAUCGGCGUCUGUGCAGGGUUCUUGUGGCACAACUGGUAUCCCGCUCGGGCAUUCCCAGGCGACACGUUGUGCUACUUCACAGGGAUGGCCUUCUCGGCAGUGGCCAUCCAAGGCCACUUCUCCAAGACCAUGCUGCUGUUCUUCCUGCCCCAGAUCUUCAACUUCCUCCUGUCGUCCCCUCAACUCUUCCGCCUCGUUCCAUGUCCACGCCAUCGGCUGCCACAUUUCAAUGAGGCCACAGGCCUGCUAGAGCCUUCAAAGGCAGUAUUCGAACGCGCCCCACCCUUGUUGGGCCGGAUCAUCCUUGAGGCCUUCCAGAUCUUGGGUCUCACAAGGCUUGAGCGUGCUCCGCCGCCUGCCGACUCCAAGAGCGGAGAGAAGACGCCGUCCGAUUCAUGGCCGCAAGAUGGUGACCUUAUAUCAGCCACGAAUCUCACUCUCCUCAACGUCCUGCUGGUUAGGCUCGGUCCGAUGCGCGAGCCAACACUCUGCCUUCUUGUCGGAGCAGGGCAAGUUGCUGGCAGCGCGGUCGCUUUCGCGAUCCGAUAUGGCGUUGGUUCAUUAGUGUACGGCGGAGACAGGCGAUAG
This is a messenger RNA of Cutaneotrichosporon cavernicola, 1539 nucleotides long. RefSeq lists its product as uncharacterized. Gene Ontology annotation, biological process: protein N-linked glycosylation; dolichol-linked oligosaccharide biosynthetic process. Bases 1 to 1539 code for a protein of 512 amino acids. The transcript is spliced from 6 exons. Gene Ontology annotation, molecular function: UDP-N-acetylglucosamine-dolichyl-phosphate N-acetylglucosaminephosphotransferase activity. The record is from RefSeq and is a predicted model, not a curated record. NCBI's taxonomy places the organism in Eukaryota, Fungi, Basidiomycota, Tremellomycetes, Trichosporonales, Trichosporonaceae. Gene Ontology annotation, cellular component: membrane.